This is a messenger RNA of Penicillium vulpinum, 654 nucleotides long. RefSeq lists its product as uncharacterized. The coding region runs from base 1 to 654 and encodes 217 amino acids. The transcript has a single exon. The record is from RefSeq and is a predicted model, not a curated record. Lineage: Eukaryota; Fungi; Ascomycota; Eurotiomycetes; Eurotiales; Aspergillaceae.
AUGUCAAACAACGCAAGCGGUGGCGCAGGUGCGCUCCCGAGACAAGUCGCAAGACAACUCAGGCAACAAAGCCAAACCCGAGGGCGUUCAACAGGACGAGCCGGUGCAUCAAACUCUCAGAACAGUAACCGUCGAGCCGCUUCCUACACCGGUCCUAUCCAGCCCGGUAUGGGAAGUAGCCGCUACGCUACUGUCCCAGAUGACGUGGAAGGCCACUUUGAACCCGAUCUCAUGGAACUUGAUCCGAUGGAGAUCGACUCCCCCGUCCAAGAGCCUCCUCCAUCUACCUCUGUGACUCGCAUGACCGAGGAAUCUGUGGUGAAUCACGUCCACCGGCACAUCUUCUACAUCCCCAUUCAGUCUCGACCUAUUCCAACUCUCGACCUUGACGUGCUGACUGCCGCUCGGGCUGAAUUGACUCGUCUUCAGAGAGUCGGACUGCCAAUUCUGCAAGUCCUGCCUGAGCGAGCUGGUCCCCAUGUCUACAUUUGUAUUGAAACGAAACAGGACAACCGUGAUCAUGCCCUUACUGAUGCCAAUCUUCGCAUGGGUACCAUGCAAGACAUGAUUCGGGAUGGCCUCGGCUGGUUUACGGGUCUGCCUUACCGCCACCCACACUUCGAAGUCAAGUUCCUUCGUGGACGACGCCUCUAA